UUCUUGAGGGAGGGUUCCAGAACAUGGUUCCCAGUUAAUAGAUGAUAGAAUUUGCACAAGAACUGGGCAAAGGUGAAAGAGCCGCGUCCUGUCCCAAAUCUCAUUCCUUCGUUCUGCUUCAUUGACACCCCAACCACCUCCCCACUCCAGGCAGCUAACUUCACCCAAACUCUGACCUCUUACUUUACUUAAUUCUGGCCCAGGGCAGUCAACACAAGACGAAAGGCAGGACCCCAUGAGCCGAUCACACCCACAUCCCAUUCAACUCCAAUUGGUGGGCUCCCAGGAUGCCAGGGCUCCCCUGCCACCACGGCCUGCUGUCCAAAAUCCCUCUUCCCACUCUUGGGCCUCUCUAUGUGGGCCUCCUCCCUGGGGCCUUGGCUGUCUUCUGGCUUUGCAGCAUAUUUUGGUCCUGGCUUCUCUGCUCUGUGCCUCCCACCUGCUUCUGCUUCGAAGCCUACCCCCAGGAGGACUCUCUUACUCCCCUGCCCACCUCCUGGCCUCCAGCCUCUUUUCAUGUGGUGUGUCUACCAUCCUGCAAACUUGGAUGGGCAGCAGGUUGCCUCUUGUCCAGGCUCCAUCCUUUGAGUUCCUUGUCCCUGCUCUGGUGCUGACCAACCAAAAGCUGCCUUUGGCCAUCCAGACACCUGGAAACUCCUCCCACAUACUGCACCUGUGUGAGGGGCCUGGCUGCCGUAGCCUGGAACUCUGGAACACUUCUCUCCGAGAGGUGUCUGGGGCAGUGGUGGUGUCUGGGCUGCUGCAGGGCACGCUGGGACUGUUGGGAGCUCCUGGCUACUUGUUCCUCCACUGUGGACCCCUGGUGCUGGCCCCCAGCCUGGUUGUGGCAGGACUCUCUGCUCACAGGGAGGUGGCCCUGUUCUGCUCUGGUCACUGGGGGCUGGCCUUGCUGCUUAUUCUGCUCAUGGUGGUCUGUUCUCAGCACCUGGGCUCCUGCCAGUUACCCCUAUGCCCCUGGAGACCAGCUUCAACCUCUUCAACUUGCACUCACAUCCCUGCCUUCCGGCUCCUCUCGGUACUGGUCCCAGUGGCUUGUGUGUGGAUCAUCUCUGCCCUUCUGGGUCUCAGCCCCCUGGAGCUGUCUGCCCCCACUGAGUCACCGUGGUUUUGGCUGCCUCGCCCAACUGAGUGGGUCUGGCCCUUGCUGACGCCGCGGGCUCUGGCUGCAGGCCUCUCCAUGGCCUUGGCCACCACCAUCAGCUCCCUGGGCUGCUACGCCCUGUGUGGCCGGCUGCUGCAUCUGCCUUCUCCACCUCCACAAGCCUGCAGUCGGGGUCUAAGCCUGGAGGGCCUGGGAAGUGUGCUGGCUGGGCUGUUGGGGAGCCCCAUGGGCACUGCAUCCAGCUUCCCCAACAUGGGCACAGUGAGUCUUUUCCAGGCGGGAUCUCGGCGAGUGGCCUGCUUGGUGGGGCUGCUCUGCAUGGGGCUUGGUCUCUCCCCAAGGCUGGCCCAGCUCCUCACCACCGUUCCGCUGCCUGUUCUUGGUGGAGUGUUGGGCGUGACCCAGGCCGUGGUUCUGUCUACUGGACUCUCCAGCUUCCACCUGGCUGACAUUGACUCUGGGCGGAAUGUUUUCAUUGUUGGCUUCUCCAUCUUCAUGGCCCUUCUGCUGCCAAGGUGGCUUCGUGAAGCUCCAGUCCUGCUGAGCACAGGCUGGAGUCCCUUGGAUGUGUUACUUCGCUCACUGCUCGCAGAGCCCAUCUUCCUGGCAGGACUCUUGGGCUUUCUCCUAGAGAAUACCAUUCCUGGCACACGGCUUGAGCGAGGCCUGGGUCAAGGGCUACCGCCCCCUUUCAUUGCCCAAAAGGCCUGGAUGUCUCAGAAGUCCAGGGGGAAGGCUGCUCAAGAGUAUGAGCUUCCUUUCCCCCUCCAAAACCUGUGUCCCUGCAUCCCCCAGCCCUUCCGUUGCCUCUGCCCACUGCCUGAAGACCCUGGGAAUGAGGAAGGAGGGCCCACUGAGCCAGAAGAGACAGUUGACUUGCUGCCUGGUUUGGGGGAGCAGUGCCCCAGGUCUUACAGAGAAGAACUUAGAUCCCAUUAAUUGCAGGACUCAUACUUCUGCCCUGGUUAGAUUGCCCUAUCUCCCAGCUUGCUGGAGAGUCAACUCCCAGGCUCUACUUUCUCCUAGGGAGUGUGUG
This is a messenger RNA of Miniopterus natalensis, 2159 nucleotides long. RefSeq names its product solute carrier family 23 member 3 (gene SLC23A3). Lineage: Eukaryota; Metazoa; Chordata; Mammalia; Chiroptera; Miniopteridae. Gene Ontology annotation, cellular component: membrane. Gene Ontology annotation, molecular function: transmembrane transporter activity. The record is from RefSeq and is a predicted model, not a curated record. Gene Ontology annotation, biological process: transmembrane transport.